AAGCUGAAUAUAAGGCUUCAAGGAUUCUUACUCUCUCUCUCUCUCUCUCCUGAAUUCUACUUUCAUCAUUCUAUCUAGGGUAUAGACUUAAGUAGUCGACGUUGGAUCGGAGCGCCGGCGUAAUCUACAGUCGGGCUCGUAGGAUCGGAGAUCGAACAUAACAGUUGAGUAAAUAUGAAGAUUUUUGUCAAGACUUUGAAGGGUACUCACUUCGAAAUCGGAGUGAAGCCUGAAGAUACGGUUGCUGAUGUUAAAAAAAACAUAGAGUCUGUCCAAGGAGCAGAUGUAUAUCCUGCUGCACAGCAGAUGCUUAUUUAUCAAGGGAAGGUUCUAAAGGAUGGAACUACAUUGGAAGAGAACAAGGUUGCUGAAAACAGCUUUAUUGUCAUCAUGCUUUCUAAGACCAAGGCCUCAACAGGUGAAAGUUCGGCACCCGCAGUGAAGGCACCACAGACAAGUGCUCCACCUACUGCAACCCCUCAACCCCCACCAGCAUCCUCAACAGUUUCAAUUCCUGUCCCAGCAGCAGCUCCUGCUGCACCGGUUAUUGCAGGUCCAAUUCCCGUCCCAGCAGCAGCUUCAGCUACACCUGUGAUUGCAGGGUCAGAGACUGAUGUAUAUGGUCAAGCAGCUUCAAAUCUAGUUGCUGGAAGUAAUCUCGAGGGAACUAUCCAACAAAUUCUGGACAUGGGUGGAGGUAUGUGGGACAGGGACACUGUUGUUCGAGCUCUUCGUGCUGCUUUUAACAACCCCGAGAGGGCAGUUGAAUAUUUGUACUCGGGGAUUCCUGAGCAAGCUGAUGCUGUCGCCGCCCCACCACCUGGUGCUCCUGCUCAGCCUCCUCAACCAGUAGCAGCACAAGAUAUCACAGCAGCACUUCCUGUUCCUUCUAGUGGACCUAAUGCAAAUCCAUUAGAUUUGUUUCCUCAGGGUCUGCCAAGCAUGGGGGGGUCCAACACUGCGGGUGCAGGCACACUGGAUUUUCUGCGUAAUAGUCAACAAUUUCAAGCAUUAAGAGCCAUGGUGCAAGCAAAUCCACAAAUUUUACAGCCUAUGCUUCAGGAGCUAGGGAAGCAAAAUCCUCAUCUAAUGAGGCUUAUACAGGAGCAUCAAUCUGAUUUUCUUCGCCUGAUCAAUGAACCUGUUGAAGGCAGUGGUGGAGAAGGGAACUUAUUGAACCAGCUUGCUGGGGGAAUGCCACAGUCUGUAACUGUUACUCCUGAGGAGCGUGAAGCCAUUGAACGUCUUGAAGGGAUGGGAUUCGAAAGGGCGCUGGUACUGGAGGUGUUCUUUGCGUGCAACAAGAACGAGGAACUUGCUGCAAAUUACCUUUUGGACCACAUGCACGAGUUUGAGGAACAAUAAGUAAUUAUAUUUAUGUUUGGGAGAAACUGGUUUCUAUUUAUUUCUUCCCCUUUUACUUUGAUGAGACUCCUCGUCAUGUUGUUCAUACUUUUUUUUUGUUUUUUUUUCUUAAAUCUUGACAAUAGCACUUGUCUCAUUUUCUAGUUGGGUCUUCUGUUCUGUCUUUAUGCAACACUCCGAUAUGGUUGAAUGGAUGGGAUAUAACAUUGAUUGUUGCUGCAAAAAAAGAUGGACAAUGUCCAUAUAAUAACUUAUGAUGAUGGCAACAGAUAAAUGUAGUAGAUUGCUUCUUCUUU
Impatiens glandulifera is the source of this 1661-nucleotide messenger RNA. RefSeq names its product ubiquitin receptor RAD23c-like. Gene Ontology annotation, molecular function: damaged DNA binding; proteasome binding; ubiquitin binding. Bases 175 to 1365 code for a protein of 396 amino acids. Gene Ontology annotation, biological process: proteasome-mediated ubiquitin-dependent protein catabolic process; nucleotide-excision repair. The transcript has 13 exons. Gene Ontology annotation, cellular component: cytosol; nucleoplasm. NCBI's taxonomy places the organism in Eukaryota, Viridiplantae, Streptophyta, Magnoliopsida, Ericales, Balsaminaceae. The record is from RefSeq and is a predicted model, not a curated record.